Molecule: messenger RNA, 726 nt
Organism: Parathielavia appendiculata
Lineage: Eukaryota; Fungi; Ascomycota; Sordariomycetes; Sordariales; Chaetomiaceae
Exons: 1
Coding region: 232-633 (133 amino acids)
Source: RefSeq, a predicted model, not a curated record
UAACGGCCCCACAGAGUAGCUCUAAGCCCUCCACCUUCUCUCCUCUGCUUUAAUACUUCAGAACGUUUCCCCAAGACCACAAACUCCCCAACCCCGGUCAUCCCGCUCCCGAUACCUGUUCACCGUCAUCGUAGUGGGGGGACAUCACGCCCCCAAGAAAAAGAAAUAGCAGAAGAAAAGACCGGGUAUAUCCUCCGCUGCUGAGGAAAGGAUGCAGAUGCCGAAUGCUGAAUGCCGAAUGCAGUGCAAUUCCCCAUUCACAUCCCUCUUUCAUUUCCUUUUCCGUUGAUCUCCUUUCCGUUCAUUUCCUUCGCAGUUUAUUUCAUUAAGCCGUCUAUGAAAAUGUCCGUUCCUCGUAUAUUCUUUCCGCUUACCCACCCUCCUCUCCAAUCCGUUCGCCUGAGUCCAGUGUUGGAAGUGUUGUUGUUGAGAGCGUUGGUUGGUAGGUUGGCUGGUGUCGUGUGUAUGUACAUGUUGCAUGACGAGAAAUGCUUGCCGGUUCCGGUCGGGGUUGGCGUGAUAUGUUCGUCGUUGUUCAUUACCCAUUAUCGCCUUCCCUGUCUUGGAGGACAGGUCAGGAUUUUGAAGUGGCUGAGGCUGCGACCCCAGCUGGCUGGCAGGGCGUGGUGCUGAAGGGUCUCUCUUCGAAAGCGGGUGGCAGUCGGCUUCGAUAAGAGAGAUUGGGUGGCCGGGGUUAUCGUCUACUGUAAUGUUAAACGCAGAUAA